Molecule: messenger RNA, 180 nt
Organism: Penicillium crustosum
Lineage: Eukaryota; Fungi; Ascomycota; Eurotiomycetes; Eurotiales; Aspergillaceae
Exons: 2
Source: RefSeq, a predicted model, not a curated record
GGUCCCAGCAAAUUGCCUGAAAUAAAAGACAGAUAUAGAGAGGUACCACCGAGCGUACAAGCAAGUUCGGCCGAGAAUACCUCGGUAUCUAGCUAUAAAGUCUCGCAGCCGAAUCACGACACUAUAAGGAAUAAUCUAUCUAUAGAGCCCUUCCAACCCGUACUUAAGAUAUUGAAAUAG